UGACACACUUAGACAAUACGCGGCAUUCAGUUGCUUAAUCAUGUAGACGGUACAACACCCGUGAAAAACACUGUUAAGGACAACAAUUUGCAUUGAUCAUUAAGAAUGGCCCAACAACGCUCCAACAGGUUGCCUGAGGAUGCCGAUGAGGAGGGGAUGUUAUCGCGUGUUCCGUUCGACUCGACGGAAUCGCUCUUCACGGAUCGGACGGCGUAUUCACACCGCAGUAGUGUCGAUCCGCUGGAUUAUGACCAGCCGGCCACACGGCGACAGUUGGCGGCGUUGCGACAGCUGCCGGAAUGCGAGGGUACGGGACGGCAGCGGAUGAUGUGUGAUUCACAGGCUACGUUAUCAGUGGGAGAAUGCCUUGGGAAUGGACAUGAUCGGACACUGUAUGAUGAUCCGCUGGAGCAUAAUAUUCCACACGAAGACGACGAUGAAUGGAAAUCUGACGUCGCACAGCCCAUGGCGGCACUGUAUGCCCUGUUGAUCAUCAUCUCCAAUAUCGCCUUAUCAGUUUCCGCCCAAGCCCGGAAAGACAAUCAUAUUCCAAUAACCUACUCUAAGUGGUUCGAUGCGGCAUUAUACGGCCUGAGCAUCUUAUAUCUCGUCUACGCAAUGAUCUUCCUCUUCCGCGUGAAGAAACUCACAAACGGAAAUGGAGGCUUCUUCUUGUGGAGACCCUUCCGAUUUCUGCGGAAAGGCAUUACCACCUCGGACCACGACUUCUCCGCGUCCCACAACAGCAGCUAUCAAAACUUCCCGCAUCCGGUAGCCCGCACCAAGAGCAGCGUCUACCUGAAAGUAAACGCCAUCAUCUGCGGCAUCGGCGCCAUGAUCUUCUCCUGCCUGGAAUUCGGGGUCUUCAUCAGUAAUCGGCGCUGCUACGAGGUUAUUGUUGGCGUGAUUCCGCUGAUGAAUCUCACGUUUGUGGCGCUACAGACGUACUUUAUCUUCCUUUACUCCAAGCACGUGAUAUACCGCAGUGUCAUUCUGAGUCGGUUCGGGCUGAUGCAUCUGGUGGCGACGGAUAUUACGAUCUGGUUACGGGUGCUGAUUGAUCAGACGCUGUACGAGUUUACCGUGUACCGCUCGCAACAGGAGAAGACACAGAACGGCACGGAGGAGCAUACGGUACCCUUUGGUCAGGUCCACAUGAAUCUUUAUUAUCGAAGUGUGGAUCGGAAAUUCAACGGCAUCGACGGAUUCUCCACACUCUCCUCCCCAGCUUGCCUGCAGUCGGAAUCCGUGCUCGCUGGUGUUCUCGUUAACGCCUCAGUCUUCCUGUACCCCUGUAUCAUCGGUUACGCCGUGAUUUCCGCCGGUAUCAUCUACAUCAUGUACCGCAAUAUCUCUACCACGGAGCGCUCGUCUCCGCCGCGCUACAAACGCCGCUCGUCUGAUGUCGAUCACCAGCACAUCGCGACAUGGCAGCGGCAUCAACUCACCGGGCGGUGGUGCAGCUACUGCAACGUCCUAUCGACAAAAGGUGGUCCGACACAGAGACUGUACUGGCUGGAUUGUGAUCAGGCGGUGGGGGGACUGUUGACCGGAUCGGUGGUGUUUGCGCUGACCAUUGUGUGCUUGAUCCUGUUCUUCGUGUUUAAGAAUCGCAAUCCGGAACUGGCUCUUAUAGCGGCACAAAUCGGCGAAACCAUUUUAUACUGUUUGGGCAUCGGCGCGACGAUUAUCGCCUUCGUGGAAGCCGCCCGGAAACUACCGAAAAAUGUGGGAUGUCGCGUUAGCUGGGAACUGGAUACUGCAAUGCUUUUAAUCUCCGUGGUUGGCGUGUACGCUUUUAGCGUGCUCAGCAUAAUCGGCAGCAACGAUGACGCACCGGGCAUACCCAUCAACACCAUCCUGAUGAUUGUUACGCAGACAUUGGCCAUCGUCCAAGCCACACUGCAGACAAUCUACAUAUUUGAGGUGUCGCAUCGUUCAAUAGCGCAUACACCGGUUUCGCUCAGUCAUGGCGCUCUAGAUCACAUGGAUGCUAGCCGACGUGUGGGGAAAAUCCAGAAGCCUGGAAGGAACGCCUUGACUUUUCUGAUUGUGAUCAAUAUUUCCUUUUGGAAUAUGAACAUUUUCAAGACAUUGCGGAGCGAAGCUAGUCCACUACAGAGAGAUUUCUUUGGAGUUUACGAGUGGACGAUUAUCACGCACGUGACGGUGCCCUUGACUUUGCUAUACAGGUUUCAUUCCGCAGCGGGGCUGUUUGAAAUCUGGAAACAUGCUUAUAAAAUUAAGCAUCCGGUCGGCGGAGCUGGAGCACCGGUUCCUGCGAUUUCGGCACACCCCAGCGCCACCAGUAUAGCCGGACCCAGUACGACAGAAACACUGAAUCAAGAUGGUAGUCAGUCAUCGUCCGUACUGGGAACUGCACAACGGAAAGGCAGGCAUCCACCCGAUGCCCGGUUUCCGGCGCUGGAUUUGGACUAUUCUAGCAACUGGCAGCGAAUAGGCAACGAUCAUUCGUCUUCCCGGUUAUAGAACUUGUUUUUAGUUUACAGUUGUAAAAAUGCUCUGUACAAAUAGAUUACUUUUAGUUCACAAUUACCAUCAAGGCUAAUUGUGCUUUCGACAGCUUGUAAUUAGAAUUGUAUGGCUCCUCCCAUCCUACUGUAAUCAUGCAGAU
Molecule: messenger RNA, 2635 nt
Organism: Paramacrobiotus metropolitanus
Lineage: Eukaryota; Metazoa; Tardigrada; Eutardigrada; Parachela; Macrobiotidae
Product: proton channel OtopLc-like
Exons: 11
Coding region: 106-2490 (794 amino acids)
Biological process (GO): proton transmembrane transport
Cellular component (GO): membrane
Molecular function (GO): proton channel activity
Source: RefSeq, a predicted model, not a curated record